Messenger RNA from Fundulus heteroclitus (mummichog), 2101 nucleotides. It is a transcript of the gene igbp1, whose product is annotated as immunoglobulin (CD79A) binding protein 1. Gene Ontology annotation, molecular function: protein phosphatase 2A binding. Gene Ontology annotation, cellular component: cytosol. The coding region runs from base 45 to 1127 and encodes 360 amino acids. NCBI's taxonomy places the organism in Eukaryota, Metazoa, Chordata, Actinopteri, Cyprinodontiformes, Fundulidae. The record is from RefSeq and is a predicted model, not a curated record. Gene Ontology annotation, biological process: regulation of dephosphorylation; regulation of signal transduction. The transcript is spliced from 3 exons.
UCAACGAAGAAGAAGAAGAAGAAGAAGAAGAAGACUUCAGCAAGAUGGCAGAAAGUAUGGACAGUAUCACUGCUGGACAGCCAUCAGGUUCAGACACUGAACAGUUAAAGUUAUCUGACUUAUUGGAUCGAGGUUGGAAGAUAUUUGAGGAGUUGGACAGUUCUAACGAAUCGUUUGGCCCCAACACUGUCCACCGCGUUAAACGUGGUAUUAACAUGUUGGAAGAAGCGUCGAGGAUGGUUGCUCAGCUCGACCUGUUUAGUCGUAACGAAGAAGUGGAGGAGAUCGCCACCGCAGAUCUGAAGUACCUGCUGCUGCCUGCUCUGCUGGGGGCCCUGCACAUGAAGCAGAGCAGCCAGCACAAGCGGCUGGAGACGGUGCAGACAGCUCGGCUCUACUUCAUGGACUUCCUAAAGAAAUGCCUUGACUACAACAUCUCCCAGUUUGAGCUGCCGAGGUCAUCAGAUGGAGACGGCGUUUCUGAAGAAUCGCCUGAGGGUGUCUGUUCCAAAGGCAAGUCUUUUACUGCAGGUCCGUCAAAUCUGGUUGCCAUGGCAGCAAAGAGACAAUCUAAAAUUGAAAGGUAUCGACAGAGAAAGGAGCUGGAGACUAGAUUGUCAGAUGUUCGCAGAGUUGUGGAAAGUGGACAAGCCGAAGAUGAGGUCAACAGAGAUUUUUACCUCCUGAAUGUCCAGAGAUGGAUCACUGUUUGUCUAGAGGAGAUUGAGGCUAUUGACCAGGAGGUGGGAAUACUUAAGAAGAUGGAUGUUCUGAAGCAGGGUCCUGCUAAUCAACCAACUCAGCAAUCAAGACAUGCCAUGAAACCCUUCAUCCUCACAAGAGAUGCAUUACAGGCUCAUGUACUUGGGGCUGGGUAUCCUAGCCUUCCUACUAUGACGGUGGAUGACUGGUAUGAGCAACACAGAAAACAGGGAGUCUUGCCUGAUCAGGGCAUUCCGCAGAAAGUCACUGUGGAGGACAGCGCUGAUGCACAGGAGAGAGACGAAGAAGAAAAAGAGAGAAGGGCGGAAAAUGAUGAUGAGGCGUCUUUGCUGAAAGCCAGAAACUGGGAUGACUGGAAAGAUAAUCACCGCAGAGGAUAUGGGAACCGGCAGAACAUGGGCUAACCCUUUGCCAUUGCAGUCUUAAUUUCAUGUUUAUAAUGUAAACAAAAGAGUGGUUGUUUCUUACAUUACUACUCUCAAGAAUUUAAGUAUAAGGUCCCAAACCUCAGAAUGGUUAUGAUCAGUUAUGUUGAUUGAUUUAUCUUUUCUGGUAAAAGCUGUUCUGUGAAACUUUGGACAGGAAAACUUUUGAAAAAUAGCAAAAUCGUCCAUUGAGUGUUGUGUCUGUGUUCUUUUAAUACAUGUUUUAUUUUGCAAGAAACAAUUCCAUUAGUGCAAUGGUUUUAAAAUGUACCCAUUAGGUGGUUGUUGUAUGAUCAAACUUUACAAUAUUGAAGAAAUCCUACUUUAGCCAAAGGAUGCAAGUAUCAGCAGCAUAAUGCAUUUUUGAAUUUAAAUGUACUUGUUCUGGUCCUCGAAUAAGUCUUUUUCCUCGUUUAGUUUAUGCCCCUUUGUAUUCCGGUGAGGUCCCAUAAAAGCAAUUUUUAAGCUCUUCCCCUUGUCUUCCAGCACAACCCUCCCUCUCCCCCCCACCCCCCCAAAUAAUUGGGACAAACUUCUGCUUAGAUACAUUGAGGUUAGUGCUUAGAAUGAGUGUCUAGGGGUUAAACAGAAUUUAGCCAAAGACUAUUUUCAAGUUUUUAUCACUUCUGUACCUGAGAACCCCUGACCCCUCCCAUCGAGAAGGGUUGGGGUUAAACAUCAGCAUACCAGUGAUGCACCUUUACCUGGCAGCAGAUGUGUUCACAAGUCCCAGAAACCGGUUUAAGGAAGAACAUGAUUUUCUGACCAACAAUAUUUCCACUCAGUUGGUAACAUGAUACUCGCUGGCUUAUGAUGGGUACAAUUGAGCCUGAAAUUCUUCAUACUCUUGGCAGAUUUAAAGAUUUUUCCAUUACUGUUUUGAAUGCUAUAAAUUUUUAUCAACAUACCAUUUUUAAAAUAAAAUGUGAAUCAAAAGCAUUUCCCUCCCUAAA